CACAGCCACGUCUCUGUGAGGAUGUCCGGGGUGAGCAUGGGGCCAAACCACAUCCAUGCUUUGGGGAAGCACCAGGGAGAGCAGCAACAGGCGGGCACAGCCCAUGAGGAGGGGGCUUCCUGUGUUCCUCAUCCACCACCCUGAGGGGAAAGCCCUGGCCCAAAUUCUGUCAGAGGAGCCCCUCAAGGAUGCCUGGUCGGGGCCCCACUGACAACCCAAAAUCCCAGUAUGCCACAGGAUGGACACUGAGACAGGGACAGGCACCAUGACGGGCAGCCAGCAGUGGGUCUCAGGGUGGGCUGGGGCAAAUCCAGCCACCACUGAGCCACUCACCCAGUGCAAAAUUGCAAGAGAGGCAUCAGAACUGAUGGCAAUGGCUGGUUUUUGAAAAGAAGCUCUCACAGGACUCUGUCAAGUUGAGCAUCAUCCUGUGUGGUUUGCUGGUGGUGAUAAUCAGACUCAAAAUAGACUCCCAGCCCCUGUGCAUCACCAGCAGCCCGCCACACUUUCCAGCAGCCCUCGGGUAUCUCAGUGGCCAAACAGGCUGGGAGAAGGAAUUUCCCUUCACCACUUGCCCUUUACCAGGUGGUUCUUUCCGUGGGGAGAGUCCAGAGCUGUCAUGGAACGCCUGGCAGGGGUUAUAUAUCGUGCCAGGGUGCAGGCAGGAGGGGCAGGUAGCUCUCUGUGGCCUGAGACAGGGAGAGCUGCCUUCUGCUGGUGCUGACUGAGCCCUGUAUUGGACAUGAAGAUCUGCUCCUUGGCCCUGCUCACCCUGCUGCUGGCAGCCCCCUGGACUGGAAGCCAGGGCAUGUCCCUCCGCACAUCCCACGCCAUGUGCUGCCACAAGGGCAUGUUCAUCUGGCAGAAAAUCCCUGCAUCCAAAAUCAAGAGCUACCAGAACACACCUUCCCUCUGCUCCCGCAAGGCUGUGAUUCUGAAGCUGGAGAAGGGGACAGUCUGUGUGGAUCCAAAGGUGAGCUGGUUCCAGAAGUACCUGAAGGAAAAGAAGCUAAUCAACACCUCCAUGUGAAGCUGCCUUCCCCACAAGCUCUAUUUAUUUGUUUCCCAUAAUUAUCUGUAUGUUCUUGUGUCAUUAAUUUAUGGAGCUGGCUCCGUCCCCUCCCCUGUCAUCGGCCCCUCCACUGUCCAGUACAUCCCUCAGUGGAAUCA
Molecule: messenger RNA, 1170 nt
Organism: Pseudopipra pipra
Lineage: Eukaryota; Metazoa; Chordata; Aves; Passeriformes; Pipridae
Gene: CCL7
Product: C-C motif chemokine ligand 7
Exons: 3
Coding region: 743-1030 (95 amino acids)
Biological process (GO): immune response
Cellular component (GO): extracellular region
Molecular function (GO): chemokine activity
Source: RefSeq, a predicted model, not a curated record